Pogona vitticeps (central bearded dragon) is the source of this 3137-nucleotide messenger RNA. Its product is annotated as amine oxidase [copper-containing] 3. Gene Ontology annotation, cellular component: plasma membrane. Gene Ontology annotation, biological process: amine metabolic process. Lineage: Eukaryota; Metazoa; Chordata; Lepidosauria; Squamata; Agamidae. The record is from RefSeq and is a predicted model, not a curated record. Gene Ontology annotation, molecular function: quinone binding; copper ion binding; primary methylamine oxidase activity.
CUUCCUGGCAUAAACAACAUAUCUUGCUGUGUCGCUCCAGCAGCAGCUAAGUUAGUCGUCAUUGCGAUUGACCCUGUGGAUGCUGUUGUAGAGGCUUCAAGAUUCUCUUUUUCCACUAUGAGUGCAAAAGCUCUUCUCAUCCUCCUUGUGCUUGCCCUGGUUACUAUCCUGGCUCUAGUGUGCGUACUGCUGACCAAGAAGGAAGGUAUUGCUCCCUGUGGCACUGGAGCAGAGGCUUCCUUGAAGAGAAAGCAUAAUGAUCAGAGCCUGGUAUUUGCUGACCUAUCAGCAGAAGAGAUCGUCCACGUGUGGAAGUAUCUAGAGUCUAACUUGGGGUUGCCACUGGUUAAUGCUUAUUCUGCCAACUCUUCUGACAACUGCAUUUACUACGUGGAUUUGGAGCUUCCUCCCAAAGAAAAGGUACUUACAUUUCUGGACUGCAAUGGGCCACAGCCCCCCCGAGAGGCACUGGCUGUGGUUUACUUUGGAAACCAAACAGAUCCAAACAUCACAGAGUAUGUGGUAGGUCCACUCCCAAAGCCAACUUAUCAUCGAGAUGUGACCGUGCAAAAGUAUGGGCAGGGAUUAUCCUAUCACAUGAGACCGGUGAUGGGCAAUGAAUAUGAACAAAUGCAUCAUUUUGCACUGAGUAAGUUCCUCGAGGCACCCACUUUCCUGCAGCAGGUAUUUGGGCACAAGGGAGAAAAUUUUGCAGCCCUCACAACUGCCCCUCGAGGGUUCCAGUCUGGAGACCGCUUAACAUGGACCACUCUGUUCCAGAACGUAACAGGUUACUUCCUCCAUCCAGUGGGACUGGAGCUGCUGAUAAACCACAGCAGCCUGAACAUCUCUCAGUGGUCUGUGCCAAAGGUAUUCUACAAUGGCCAGUAUUAUAAUGGCUUGGCAGAGCUGGAAAAAGAAUUCAGAGAGAAACAUGUGUCUAAGGCAGAAGUAAAGAAACUCCCACCAGACGGGUUGUAUUCCUCAAUGUAUCCAAAGGUUGCUCCUCAGGGAUCCGGACCUUUGCUCUAUGAGCCUUGUGAGAAACGCUAUAGUGUGAAAAACAACCAGGUUCUUUCUCCAUCUUGGAGUUUUGCUUAUAGGAUGGAUGCAAACAGGGGACUAAAUCUCUAUGAUAUCAGAUUUAAAAACCAAAGGAUUGUCUAUGAGCUCAGUGUGCAGGAUGCCAUGUCUGCCUACGGUUCUAACACCCCUGGUGCAAUGUUGACUCGAUACAUGGAUGCACAUUUUGGAAUUGGGAGGUUUGCUUAUUCACUGGUGCAAGGGGUUGAUUGCCCAUAUUCUGCCACCUAUCUUGAUACUGUCUAUUUGUUUGAGAAUUUGAAACCAGACGUCCAUAAGAAUGCCAUCUGUGUCUUUGAGCAGAACACAGAGGUCCCCUUUCGAUGCCAUUUCUCCAACCUCCAGUCUUUCUUUUAUGAAGGCCUGCCUGGCUCUGCACUAGUCUUGCGUUCUGUGGCUACUCUGGGGAACUAUGACUAUGUCUGGGAUUUUAUUUUCCAUCUCAAUGGUGCUAUUGAAAGCAGAGUCCGUGCCACUGGGUACAUUACCUCUGCUUUCCUCUAUGGUGACGGAUUAAACUAUGGCAACCGGGUUAGUGAUAACACCCUUGGGACAAUCCAUACUCACUUCAUCAACUACAAAGUGGACCUGGAUGUGGGAGGUGUGAAAAAUUCCUUGGUAGCCAAUGACAUGGCUUUCGAAAAAGUGAAGACCCCUUGGAGUCCAGACAAUGAAAUCUUCCAGAUGAAAAUGACUAAAAAAGUCUUGGAUACCGAGGACAAGGCCAACUUCCACCUUCAUGACAAAAUGCCAAGAUACAUAUAUUUUGAAGCAAAUAGCACAAACAAAUGGGGCCAUAAGCGUGGCUAUCGGAUCCAAUUAAUAAGUUUCGCUGGCGACCACCUUCCAGAGAUGGAUCCCAUGGAACGAGCCGUCAGUUGGGCCAGGUACAAACUGGCUGUCACAAAACGAAAAGAGAAAGAAUCUUUUAGUUCCAGCAUUUAUAACCAGAAUGACCCCUGGACACCUACAGUUGCCUUUGCUGACUUCAUAGACAAUGAGGAUAUUGUUGAUGAGGAUCUGGUUGCCUGGAUCACCACUGGCUUCCUGCAUAUUCCACAUGCUGAGGAUAUCCCCAACACUGUGACGGUUGGGAAUUCAGUAGGCUUCUUCUUGAGACCCUACAACUACUUUGAUGAGGACCCUUCCAUCCAUUCUCCUGAUGGAGUUUUCUUUACCAGCAAGCAGGACCCCACCUCCUGUGAUGUCAACCACAUUGCCUGCCUGCCAGAAACAGCUGCCUGCUUGCCCAACUUUCCACCUUUCACUUAUGAGGGCUUCCAGGAUCUGGCAAGACUCUGAUGCCUUCUAGACUUUGGGCAGAUGCCAACAUUUAGAGUUGAAACGACUCUGCUUCAUGUGUAACCAGGGGUGGUUAGCCCUGGCUCUUCUUGUUCAGCCUUCCCCCCUCCCACCUCCCUGGCUUGCUCACAUUGUACACAUUUUGGAAAUUGUCUUUGCAAUGUUUGUUUUGCUUUGUGCCAGGCAGAUCACUCAGGUCAGCAUUAUGUUUCACACCAGUCUGCUUCUCCUAAAUUGGGAGGGGGUGGCAUCAUGCAGCAUGUGGCUACAUAAACAAUCAAUACUUUUUUGGCUAUCUUCUUUCAAAAAAGAAUCCCAUGGACUGUGGUUUUGUGAGGUUGUUCAGGGAUCUCUAACAAAGAAUUCUGAACACUAUCACCAAAUUGCAGUUCCCAGGAUUCUUGAUUGCUGAGCAGAAGUCAUAGCUGUUCAACUGGUAUAAGCACAAUAUAUGUUUUUAGUGAGAAUACCUUCUUAUGUGAUUUCUUGCUAAGGAUCUAGUAUUACCCAGGAAUCAAAAGGUGGUGGUGGUGGAUGUAGUAUUUCAACAGAAGUCAGGGUACGUUCUUUUCCCAGUGUAUGAACCUGGCUUCCCUCAAACUUUACAGGUUGUAUAACAACAGACGUGGGAAAGAUGUACCCACCUGAAAAGUUUGUGGACUGGAUUUCCUAUGAGUCCAAGGCAGCACAGUCAACGGUAAAGGAUCAUGGGAAUGUAGUCCAGCAACAUCCAAAGGAUCAUGUGUCCCCCU